AAAAGAUAGAAUUUAAAGAUUUCAUUCAUACAUGUUGUAACCAGUUAAGCCAUAUUUAAAUGUUUGAAAAAUUAGAAUUUUGCAAGAAAAAGAAAAGUCAAAGAUUCAAAAGAAGGAAAGGGAGAAGAAAGAAUCAUCGCAGAAAAGCUUCAAUUCGAGUAUCAAUUCUACACGGUUGCAGCCUGGAAGAGAUCCGCCAUCAAUGAGGAAGGGAGGCUUCAGCAACAACCUCAACCUCAAGCUCAAUCUUCCUAAAGAAGACCAAUCCAUAGCCACGUUCCUAACGCAGAGCGGCACGUUUAAGGAUGGUGAUCUGCUCGUAAACAGAGAUGGGGUUCGGAUUGUUUCUCAAAGCGAAGUUGAAGCACCACCUCCGAUUAAGCCUACAGAUGAUCAGUUGAGUUUAGCGGACAUAGACAUUAUUAAAGUCAUUGGAAAAGGAAAUGGUGGAACUGUGCAAUUAGUUCAGCACAAAUGGACUGCUCAGUUUUUUGCAUUGAAGGUAAUUCAGAUGAAAAUCGAAGAGUCUCACCGCAAGCAGAUCGCACAAGAACUGAAAAUCAAUCAAUCAGCGCAGUGCCCUUAUAUUGUGGUCUGUUACCAAUCUUUCUAUGAUAAUGGAUCUAUAUACAUCAUCCUAGAAUAUAUGGAUGGAGGAUCUUUAGCAGAUUUUUUGAAAAAGGUUAAAAAAAUUCAAGAACCAUAUCUUGCUGCCCUUUGUAAGCAGGUUCUUAAGGGGCUGUCGUACCUUCACCACGAAAGACACAUCAUCCAUAGGGACUUAAAGCCUUCUAAUUUAUUAAUAAACCAUAGAGGGGAAGUCAAGAUUACUGACUUUGGUGUCAGUGCGAUUAUGGCAAGCACAUCUGGAGAGGCUAAUACUUUUGUUGGCACAUAUAACUAUAUGUCUCCAGAGAGAAUUGUGGGAGAAAGAUAUGACAAUAAAAGUGACAUUUGGAGCUUGGGUCUGAUAUUACUCGAGUGUGCCACCGGAAAAUUCCCUUAUUCUCCACCAGAGCAAGAUGGAGGAUGGGUUAAUUUUUAUGAGCUUAUGGAAGCCAUUGUUGAAGGCGAACCUCCUUCUGCUCCGGCCGACCAAUUUACUCCCAACUUCUGUUCGUUCAUUUCUGCAUGUGUGCAAACGGACCCGAAGGAUAGACUGUCGGCACGUGAACUUUUGGAACAUCCUUUCAUCAAGAUGUAUGAAGAUACGGAUAUUGACCUGUCAUCUUACUUCAACGAUGCAGGAUCUCCACUUGCAACUUUCUAAAUUUUAUCUGUUGAUCGUCUCUGUCUCUUACACGGGAAUCUCGUUUGCUGCUUUUGAGCUGCUUGCAAAGAUCGACAAGGAAUCCGCCGUGAUCUCGGUUUCUCAUGAAUGCUGCUUGUUUUACUUCAGUUUGUGUCUUAAUGAAAGAGGUUUCAAUCAAAACUGGAUGAUAUAGUUGUCCUUUGCCAGUGACGAUAUAGAUGGUUCUGAUCCUUCUUGUGGAUGGUUCAGAAUGAUAACAGGAUAUUAUGUUGUGUAAAGAGAUUUCAAAUUGUGGCCCUUGCUUGUAACAUUUUGUAAUCCAAUUCUACCACUACCCAUGUAUAAUUUGAAGCAUCAAAGGGAAAUAAAUACAUAUUAUGACAGCAGAAACACUGCAUGAUUUUAUUCCACA
Messenger RNA from Benincasa hispida (wax gourd), 1664 nucleotides. Its product is annotated as mitogen-activated protein kinase kinase SIPKK-like. Gene Ontology annotation, biological process: protein phosphorylation; MAPK cascade. NCBI's taxonomy places the organism in Eukaryota, Viridiplantae, Streptophyta, Magnoliopsida, Cucurbitales, Cucurbitaceae. Gene Ontology annotation, molecular function: ATP binding; MAP kinase kinase activity. The record is from RefSeq and is a predicted model, not a curated record.